Messenger RNA from Mucor mucedo, 563 nucleotides. RefSeq lists its product as uncharacterized. The transcript has 2 exons. NCBI's taxonomy places the organism in Eukaryota, Fungi, Mucoromycota, Mucoromycetes, Mucorales, Mucoraceae. The record is from RefSeq and is a predicted model, not a curated record. The coding region runs from base 59 to 460 and encodes 133 amino acids.
UUCUUUUUUUUUUUUUUUUUUUUUUUUGGAGCACAUAACAAACAAAUUGAAAAAAUAGAUGAUUCCUCGGUUACCUCCCUUAAUAUUAGCUUUAUUAGGAGGCGCAUCUAUCUAUGGUAUCAAAUAUGCACUUGACCGGUUUGAACCUAAAGCGAUUGGACCUGGUAAAGAUUUCGAACGGCUAAUGUACCGACGCAAUGUCAAACGAGUGGGAGUGGCAGCAGGUAUAGCUAGUCUAGCGUAUGCUGGAUACACAGUGUAUGGACAUAUGAACAAAAAGGAGGAAGAGUUUUAUGAAGAUCAAUAUUCUGUGCGAGAGAAACAAUUUGUAAUGGAUAAGGCACAAUUGGAUGCUGAACGUAAAGAAAAAGAGAGUCAAAGGCAACAAGAAUUGGAACAAGAAGUCGUUGCUAUGAAUGAAAUUCUUAAAAAGAAACCUUCUGAGAUUAUAACACAAUAAAAAAAAUGUGUAACUUUUUUUUUUUUGUACCUUUUUGAUAAACCGAAGAAAAAAAAUCAUCACUUGGUUUCAAUCACCAUAAAAAAAAAAAAAAAUACGGGGC